GCGGAUUACAAUUAAAUUAUCAAUUCAUCGAUCACCUAAUUUGAACGAGAAAAAACAAGUAAAAAAACGAAAAGUAAAAUAGUAAAAAGUAAAAAUACAUUCUAUUGGAUUUGGUUCGGUAUCAAUAAAUUAUGAUGUUCUUCACAAAAUGCAUUUAUAUGACGUGUUUGCUUCCUCUCCCUCCAGUUUCAAGUUGAGCAUAUCUGAUUAGCAAAAGCGGUUGAAGGUCCUCUACUUCUCGGCCCACCGUAACAACAUACACUGUCAAUCCAUAUAGUUAUCAUAAACCCACACGUCAACGAAACCACUCUUUUGACUUCAUCCUCUAUCCAAUCACACCACGCCACGUUAACACCACGACCUAGUGUUUCUGUGAUCUCCACACAGAGAAAGAAGCGUUUCGGUUCUGUUUUCGCCCCAACACAAAGACUCCUUUUGUUUCUUUUCCUCAAUUGGAUCGAAAAAACCCCUAACUUUGACAUGGAAGGAGAGAUUCAAGACUGGGAAAUACUUCAGAGCUCGAGAUCUACCACGGAAGAUGACAAUUCGAGGAGCUUGGAGGAGAUUGAUGAUGGCACGCAAGGUAUGAUUAGGUUUGAUCAUUUCUCUCUUGAGAACCAGAGUGGUUUGUCUCGUUUGGAGGCAAACGAUGAAGAUGGGUCUGUUCAAUCGGGUAGUCCAGGAUGGAUCGAACCUAGCUCCGAUGUUCCUUAUGGUCCGAAGCAUUUUAGUGAGUUAUGGUCUGAUUCAAGCAGUGAUCGGCUUGAUGAUCAGAGGUUAGUGGAUGAUGAUGUGAAUAACGAGAUGGGUAUAGAGAGAAACGAAGUGGGUAUUGUUGAAUAUAGUGAAAGUAUAGCUCAAGACAUGGAUUUGAUAAGCUCUGAUGAGAGAAAGGAAGAAUCUUUACUUCAUCCAGUGGAAGGAGAAGGAAACUCUGUUUCUAUUGAUCCUGGUGUUAAAUCUGGUGGUGGAGGAGGAGAAGAGAAAGGGUUUGUGUGGUGGAAAAUUCCAAUAGAGGUGUUGAAGUAUUGUGUGUUGAAAAUUAAUCCUAUUUGGUCUUUGUCCAUGGCUGCAGCAUUUGUGGGUUUUGUUAUGUUAGGGCGUAGAUUGUACAAUAUGAAGAAGAAGACUCGUUCCUUGCAGCUUAAGGUUCUUUUGGAUGAUAAGAAGGUGGCGAAUCAUGCUGCUCGGUGGAACGAAGCAAUCUCGGUAGUGAAACGUGUGCCCAUAAUCCGGCCAGCACUUCCGUCAUCAGUGGGUAUGAACCAGUGGUCCAUGAUGAGUUUAAGGUGAAAAUUAAGUGAAUUUGAGGGCAUAAUAAUGCAUAUAUGUGAGAUUAUAUGAUUUGAUGUGGUUGGUGCAUGUAUCAUAUGAUUGUAUUAAAAAUGUUACAAAAACAUACAAAAAGAUGCUUGUAAGUUUGUACUGUGUGUGUAUAUAUUGUUACUUGCUUGGUGGAAUACAAAUUGGAUCAGAAUCAUAGUGCAGUUUUGGAAGGUUGCGGUCAGAAUCUAACCUUGAUAAGCUUCUGAGCUGGUCUUAGUAGGCAGUGUCGUAAAGAGAUUGUACAAAGACAAAAGCCAAUAACGGAAUUUUGGUUGUUUAUUUAGAAAGUACGACUCUUUAAGAUAUGAAAAGGGUUAAGACAAAAACCCAAAUUAACAGGGAAGUUCACGUGAAGAGGGCAAUGUUUCUGAUUGAUGUAGCCAUGUAGGAGUCUAUCUUUCACUUUAUAGCUAUCCUAAACUCUACGAUGUCAAUUGUGAUUAGAUAUAUGUCUCUUCUUCUUGUUUCUUUGUCUUCUUUCACUCUAUUAUUCGUUGACCAUUGUACCACCAAAGUUUGGUAUACUCACUUAUCAUACUUAAAUCACAAGUGAGUAUUGUAAGGAACUAAGGAUCCAAAGCUAAAGCA
Molecule: messenger RNA, 1914 nt
Organism: Arabidopsis thaliana (thale cress)
Lineage: Eukaryota; Viridiplantae; Streptophyta; Magnoliopsida; Brassicales; Brassicaceae
Exons: 2
Coding region: 481-1293 (270 amino acids)
Biological process (GO): regulatory ncRNA-mediated post-transcriptional gene silencing
Source: RefSeq, marked reviewed